Messenger RNA from Haliotis rubra (blacklip abalone), 240 nucleotides. RefSeq lists its product as uncharacterized. NCBI's taxonomy places the organism in Eukaryota, Metazoa, Mollusca, Gastropoda, Lepetellida, Haliotidae. The record is from RefSeq and is a predicted model, not a curated record.
AUGCUGGAGAAGAGUCGGCAGGGCAACACACUCAAAGAACAGUUUGAAAGAGAAAGCCUUCUUAAGAGGAAUGUAUACAUUCCAAUAACUGAAGCUGAUGAUUCUCGGCAUGUCGGCUCACCAGUACUCUUGCACACUUUGUGGAUUCAGUUCACUGAGGUUAAGGUGACAGGGUGGUAUACUUGCAAUGUGGGUGCUAGUGUUGCUGGAUGCUGUGCACACAUAGGUAGUGUCAUUUGA